AUGGCACCGCUGCACCAACACACGCCGCGCGUGUUGAGGUUAUGGUCACGGUGUUUUCUUACCGUAGAGAACAGUGCGACUUGUACACGUUAAGAGUGAACGGAAAAUAUUGUUUAAUAGAAGAUGGACAAUGAAAGGGGUAAAAAGAGAAAGAAGAAACGAUCUCAAAUGCAGAUGGCGAAGAAGUUUGCCAGACGGAGGAAUCAUGGUACCGACAUCGACUCCGAGACUUACCAGUACAUGGUGCGAAUUUUGGAGUUGAUGAGAGGCGAAUUUCCGACUUUCGAGGAGAAAUUGAUAUUCGUGAACAAUGUAUACGAGCAGACUGUCGGCCGCGAGAUCGAGUUCGCUCAGAACCAAAUUGGAUCCAGGAUACUGGACUCGCUUUUGAAUUAUGCGAAUUUAACAACGAUUCAGAGGUUAGUGGACGCUUUUGGUUCUUCCUUGCGACCCCUCAGCAGCGACAGGUUCGCCAGUCACGUCCUUCAGAAGAUUAUAACGGUUUGCGCCGACAGAGGAAACAACGAUUCAAGCAAGGAACCGUCCUCCGAUCAAGCCGCAGAUCCUGCCGUACAGGUGACAGAAUCCGAAGUAAAACUGUACAACGACAUUGUACUUAGAUUGAGUAAAUACCUCGUAAAUAACAUAGAAGAAUUCGUAUUCGAUACGUACGCGAAUCAUUUGUUGCGAACCGUCGUGGAAUGUCUAGGUGGAUUAAUCGACAAGAUUGAAAACAACGACAAAAGAAGGACGACCAAGUAUGGCUCCAGAAGGGUGGUAGUACAAGAGUACAAGGAUUUGCUGUUACAAGCUUGUAACAGACUGCAACAGUGGCCACAGUUUCUAGAGUUUGGCCAAGACGAACUGACGUCUGGAUUGGUUCAAAGUAUCUUAUAUUCUUUGAAAGACACAUACCCAGAGUUGCUCGAGAAGUACAUUAAAAAGAUUACAAACGAAUGCUUUAAAGCCGAGGGAGAUCGACGGCUAUCCCAGAUUUUCGACGCGGAAUGUUCUUCCAGACUGUUGGAGGCUUGUUUAGCCGUAGCGGAUCCGAAAACGUUUAGUACAAUCUACGAACAAUAUUUCCGUAACAAUCUGAAGGAGUUGUCUUUGACGGAGAACGCAAACUUCAGCGUACAACGAUUACUAGACCGUUGCGCCAGAAAGGAAGACUUCGAGAAAAUAUUCGAGGAAGUAUCCGAGUGUCUUCCCGAAAUUCUCGGCAAGGGUUACAACGGCGUUGUAACCAGCAUGGCGAAUGCGUGCUUAAGGAUACAAGCGAAACAGGGCGCGUUCGUUGCCGCCCUCUUGAAAGCGCUCGGUUGCGAAACGAACGAGAAACAGCAGAAAAUUGUACUGUGCAUAGCAACUCUAAAGACAUGGAAGCAGCUGGAUGAUUAUUCCCAGGGACAAGAUAACUCGAGGCUUUCUAUCAAUUUACACGGCAGCUUGAUCGUGCAAGCUAUUCUUAUGUUCAAUAAGCCGAUCAAAAUCGUCAACUCGUUGCUGGAAAUGAACGGCGAGGAUCUGUUCAAUUUGUUCAGCGAUCCAAAAGGCAGUCGCAUCGUGGACGCUUUCAUCGACAGCAAAUACAUCGGCGAGAAAAGCAGGGAGAAGCUUGCAAGGAAGUUGAAAGGAUAUUGGCCGCAAUUGGCUUCCGGCACGCACGGUUCCAGGUGCUUGGAAAAGAUAUGGCAGUGGGCGAACGUGAAUCAGAGGACUGUAAUCAUGGAGGAAUUAAAAGCGAUCGGGGAAUCUUUGCGUUCCACGAAAUCCGGGCAAAUCGUCUCGAAUAAACUGAACCUCUCUCUGUACGCGAGGAAUAAGAACGACUGGACGGAGGCGUUGGGCAAGAAAGAAAAGACCAGAGCUCUUUUCGCGGACAUUCUGGCGGGAGCGGCAGGAACAAAUAAAUAAAAUUGCUUUUUGUAACAUGUUCCCGAUGGCACUGUAAAUAAAUUUCCAUUCCGCCCAGAGGCUUCGCACGCGAAAAACGAUGCUUCUUCAAGCAUUAUGACAUAGAAUAAUCAUGUAUUUCGUGAAUCUGUAAAUACAAUUUUUAGAAUCCAUCAUACA
This is a messenger RNA of Nomia melanderi (Alkali bee), 2076 nucleotides long. Its product is annotated as nucleolar protein 9. Gene Ontology annotation, molecular function: RNA binding. Gene Ontology annotation, biological process: endonucleolytic cleavage in ITS1 to separate SSU-rRNA from 5.8S rRNA and LSU-rRNA from tricistronic rRNA transcript (SSU-rRNA, 5.8S rRNA, LSU-rRNA); ribosomal small subunit export from nucleus; endonucleolytic cleavage to generate mature 5'-end of SSU-rRNA from (SSU-rRNA, 5.8S rRNA, LSU-rRNA). NCBI's taxonomy places the organism in Eukaryota, Metazoa, Arthropoda, Insecta, Hymenoptera, Halictidae. Gene Ontology annotation, cellular component: nucleolus; preribosome, small subunit precursor; 90S preribosome. The record is from RefSeq and is a predicted model, not a curated record.